AUGGAGCUCCAUGCUGAAACCUACUUUGAUUGCAGCAACAUGGAAACGGAAUCUUCUAUAAGCAGUCAGCAGUGCCAGAACCAGAGUGGCCCCUGCAGUCUGGUGAACCCAAAGACUAUUUCCAAUUCACACAAGCAACAAACUCUACCUUCCAUUGGGCCUUUCUCCCACUGGAAACUUCAAGCUUCCUUUAAAACAGACCUCAGUAAAAAAGGCAGUGUGGACAAAGACAUUGAGGAGAUUGUGCAGCAUAUUAACCUCCAAGACUGUUACUUCACCACCAGCUCCUGCUCUGGAAGGAUUAUCAUUAUUGAUGAGAAUCCUGAUCUCGCCGUAGUGCAGAAAGAGAACUGUUUGUGGCUUUUUGUCACCCAUGACCUCUGUAGCACAGAUGAUGUAGUGACGGCUGUCCAGAAAUCUUCGGGAGAUGCAGUGCUGAAAUUCGAGCCCUUCGUCAUGCAUGUCCAGUGUCGCACAUUAGAGGAUGCACAACUUCUGCAUAGUGUCGCCAUAAACUCUGCAUUCCGAAAUUCUGGCAUCACUGUAGGAAAGAAGGGUAAAAUCAUAAUGGCAGUACGGAGUACUCAUUGUAUGGAGGUGCCAUUGAGCCACAAGGGGAAGUGUUUAGUGAGCAACGAAUAUAUUGAAUACUUGGUGCAAACGGCAAACCGAAAAAAAUGGAAGAGAACAAGACAAGAAUCACCCGAUUCUUUAGCUGCCUUCAGACUGCUUUACAGAAAAGGGAUGGCAAGAGUGAGGGAGUCCACAAGGAAAGGACAGACAGCUCAGUGUACACUCGUCGGAGGAGAAGACCGGAGGUAACCGAAAUAACAGAUGGCUGUCCUUGUGAAUCCCCGGAUGACCCAGAGACUUGUAUCUCCUUCCUACAUGAUACAGACUAA
Messenger RNA from Staurois parvus, 902 nucleotides. The record is from the annotation of a GenBank genome assembly. Lineage: Eukaryota; Metazoa; Chordata; Amphibia; Anura; Ranidae.